Cooperia oncophora is the source of this 387-nucleotide messenger RNA. The record is from the annotation of a GenBank genome assembly. Lineage: Eukaryota; Metazoa; Nematoda; Chromadorea; Rhabditida; Trichostrongylidae.
AUGGGCACAAAACAAAAUGGUUUCCUAUCAGUGACAAUCUACAUUAUCUGUGGGAUAUCUUUAUUGAGCAACGCCAUCUUCCUUAUCGUAUACUUCCUAUGUCCAUUGAAAAAAAUCAAGUCCUACAAGUAUUUCUUCUUAUUGACUGUUCUUGAAGAUGUCGUCUUUUCAGCGACUUUUGGACUGCUAGUACCGCUAGUGGUCUCGGGAAGCGAUUACAUCAUAUUUUUCAACACCGGCAUUAUAAGCGACCGGACAGUUGCAUCCAUUUUGCUUACUGUAUUCACCGUGUCGUUCUUCACUUCGCUACUUCUCGUGACGAAUAGUUUUCUUUAUCGCUAUUUACAGCUGUGCAGGUGGCGAUCUGUUUUGUUCUACAUCGAAUAA